AUGUCUUCACUAUCGCCAAUUCCAACUUCGGCUGCUGAGAGAUUGAUCAGAAACCCGCAUUCACUGCCCAGGGUCCCAACCGCUCUUGCCAACAUAAUAUCUCAAAAUAAGCAUUCUGAUAGGAUCAAGCAUCAUGCUGAGCAGGCAUAUUUCAUUCGUCGAGCCAAACUGGAGAAUCAGCGAUCAGAGAGAAUUCUAGCAGCUGCUACUACUAAUGGAACUUCUCUAUCCGGUUCACAAUACAGAGAUGCUAAUGCAACUCCCUCUCCACCCUCAUCUCCUAUAUUGGAUGCUGUGUCUCCUACUAACUCAAGACCAAGGGUGUUCACUCACAGACGGAACUCUGACACAGUGACAUCAACCAGUGUGUUCAGCCCCUCGACUCAACCAAUUGAUAUCCGUCGUCGGUCGUCGUCUUUUACAGGCCAUAAUGGAUCCCCUCCAAGAUCAGGACGUCCAUCACCUUCACGAGCAAGUCGAUCUCUUAGCUUCAGUCACGUUAACAAUCGCCGGUUAUCGUCAAUAGACCCGAGAGAGUCCACUACCGCUUUAUUUAACAGUGGAGUGUAUUUCAUCCCAGAGUCACCUGAAGAAGAUGAGCUGAUUUCGCUGCUGUACCCUUUGGAUGCCACAUAUCAUGGACCGCCAGUUUCGUCGAGUUCAGGACCAGGAUCCCCACCACCCAAUUUACAGCAUAACAUGGCAUUCAGCUCCCGCAUAUUCUCCAAGAAACCCGAAGAACGACUCAAGCAACGCUGCUACUUCACCAAGCGACCUGCUCCAUCCUGGAAGUCGCGCAACUUCGAGCCCAUCAAACAGGGCAAGACCUGGGUCUCUGCCCAUCCGGGCUGGCACCGGUUCAUGCGCAACGAGUACAAGGUAAACGGCCAGGAAGACACCUGGCGCGAAGAACGCAGUCGGUUCCUCCAGGAGUUUCGCCGUGAACGCCAGUUCCAGAAACAAUCUAAACGGAGAAUGUCGUCGCAUCUCUAG
Messenger RNA from Sugiyamaella lignohabitans, 993 nucleotides. RefSeq lists its product as uncharacterized. The record is from RefSeq and is a predicted model, not a curated record. Bases 1 to 993 code for a protein of 330 amino acids. NCBI's taxonomy places the organism in Eukaryota, Fungi, Ascomycota, Dipodascomycetes, Dipodascales, Trichomonascaceae. The transcript has a single exon.